AUGGACGGUGCGGCUGAGACGGAACAGGCGACCAAGGCUUCAUCUUCGCCAUCCUCGCCCUCUUCCUCGCCAUCCUCGCCCUCUUCGCCCUCUUCCUCGCCAUCCUCGCCCUCUUCCUCGCCAUCCUCGCCCUCUUCCUCGCCCUGGUCUCGCAGUCUUGUCUGCCGCCGCGUUGGCAGAGACGAGUUCUGCGCGUUUACGCACCGAGGCUUUGCGGCCGGCGAGGGCAUCGCGGUGAUCACGACGCCCGCCCGCAUUCUGGUGCUGGGAUCGCAGCCGCCGCUCGAUAUCCCCGCGUCCCAGCCCGACUCGUCACCGUCACCGUCCUCGAACACAGACACAGACGGAGUAGACUACACCGACGCGCUCAUCGCCGGCAAGGGCGUCGGCCUCGUCGCCGCGCGGCCCAUCCGUGCCGGGCGCCGCCUCGCCAUGCGCACUGCCUCGACGCCCGCCGUCAUGGUCGACGACCGCGCCUUCACGGGGCUGCGCCGCGACGACCUCGCCGCGCUACUCGCGCAGGCCAUCGUCGCCCUACCUGAGCCCCACCAGGCCCGCUUCCUGAAUCUCUCGGCAACCGCGAGCGACGGCGACAAGGACGACUCGGGCCUCGCGCGCGUGUUCCGCAUCUUUGCGACCAACGCGUUCAAGACGACGGUCAAGCUCGGCGCGGAUGCUGCUGUGGCCGUUGGCGUGCCGUCGGGCCCAGAUGCGGGGAUUGAUUUCCAUUCGACGUUCACCGAGGUGUCGCGCCUCAACCACGAGUGCAGCCCCAACCUGGGCUACUACUUCGACUCGGUCACCCUGUCCCACAAGGUCUACGCCGUGAGGGACAUCCUGCCAGGCGAGGAGCUGACGAUCAGCUAUGUCGACGUCAUCCAGCCGCGAUCCGUGCGCAGCGAGCGCCUCCACACGACGUGGUCCUUCACGUGCAGCUGCCCGCGCUGCACGGCCGAAGCGCACGUCGUGGCCGAGUCCGACGACCGCGUGGCACACAUGCUGCAGCUCCGCCGGGAGCUCGACGAUUACUCGGCGUCCGCGACGCCCGAGAAGGCCGAGCUGCUCGUCACGCUGUACGAGCUCGAGGGGCUGGAGGUCCGUAUCUACGAGGCCUACUAUCGUGCUGCGCUCGAGUGGAACGGAGUCGGCGAUGCAACGCGCGCAAUGAAUUACGCACGGCUUUGCCUCGACAAGGGCCUUACGCUUCGAGGUCCAGACCGUCCGUUUAUCGACAGCAUGCGCGGCCUCAUCUCUAGCCCGACAGAGCACUGGAGCUGGCGUUUUCGGGUGAAGUGA
Messenger RNA from Lasiosphaeria miniovina, 1296 nucleotides. RefSeq lists its product as uncharacterized. NCBI's taxonomy places the organism in Eukaryota, Fungi, Ascomycota, Sordariomycetes, Sordariales, Lasiosphaeriaceae. Gene Ontology annotation, molecular function: protein binding. The transcript has 4 exons. The coding region runs from base 1 to 1296 and encodes 431 amino acids. The record is from RefSeq and is a predicted model, not a curated record.